Penicillium manginii is the source of this 252-nucleotide messenger RNA. RefSeq lists its product as uncharacterized. NCBI's taxonomy places the organism in Eukaryota, Fungi, Ascomycota, Eurotiomycetes, Eurotiales, Aspergillaceae. The record is from RefSeq and is a predicted model, not a curated record. Bases 1 to 252 code for a protein of 83 amino acids. The transcript has a single exon.
AUGUGUCGCGAAGUUGGUCCUCCGGGAGAUCGUCGUCCUGUGGCCCUCCCUAAGACGCGAGUCUGCGGAGUGGUGAAAAAAACGUGGAUGACAAGAAAGGGUGAAGGAGAAGGGGGGGAGGGGAAGGGUAAAAGAAGGGGGGAGCGAGGAAAAGGAAAAAAGCUCUCCAAGGCCACCGGUAAUGUUCUCUUCGCUGCCCGUGAGUUCAAGACAUGGAAGGUCAUCGAUCUCACUUUCAAGAAAGAGGUUUGA